UGGCUUUUAUGUGAGGAGGCGGUAUUUUGGAGACCCCGUGGCUGUUGUUUGUGUAAACAGCCUAAAAGAAGGAGUAUGUUCUCACCGUUUUGGAAACGGUGCCCCUUAUUAUUCGAUUAAUCGUUUUCUUACUUAAUUAGACCUAAGAUUACUUAAAAUAGUCAUAGUAUAGGAGGCAGUGAAACAUCCGAAUUCAAAUUGUUUACACAAAUAUCGCGAGAACUUGUUGGUGCGAGAUUAUAUUGGUUCAAGAUUCAAGUGGUUCCUCGUGUUAUACUUUUGCUAUCUGACUGGGAUGGGCAGCGACACAGAAUUAACUUACGAAGCUGAUUCACCUGAAACCCGGCUCCGGCUUCAGCUUCCGGGCCUUUCAGGAAGGAGCGCCGAUGCUCUACUCGCUCCGCGGGCGGCAGUUCUGCCAAAUAGUGAUUCUGGAGACAGCCUGUUUCAAACUCAGCCUGUGACAAGACCAUUACGGACUGAGAGAAGAAAGCGGCCUCAGCGACUGCAGCUCCCAAGCACUGCUUCUGAGUCUGACACAGAUAGUGAAGGGGACAACUGUCCAAAGAGGUCAAGGAAAAGCCUCUUAAAAUUUCAAAGAUACAAGCCCAACCAGGAGACACAAAAGAAGUAUGACCGGAAUGGGCCUGUGUUUCCAUUUCUUGCAAAGAAGAAUAAUAAAAGUGAACACCUGCCCCGACGUAAGGUCCUAUUGUUUGAGCAUGGAGCCAUUGGUGGUUUUUUUACCUACAUGAAGAAAGUAAAAGACAAGUCAGAAAAGGGCUUGCCUUCGAGAUUUUUGUCACUCAGACGAAGGUUCCUAGAUGAGGAUGGAGAGCUGCUUCCACUCUCAAAUCCAGAACAAGCUGAGGGCAGCCAAGCCAGUGAUGACAUUAAAAUAGUGGCACAGAAAGAUUUUAUUUUAAAAUAUCAUGGUAGAUUGAGGGGAAACAACAUAUGGACUGGGAAGUUUUCUAGUGAUGCUGGACAGGAUUCAAUGAAAGACAGAAGAAAAGCCUCCUCAAACCUAAAAAAAAGUAUCCAUGCACCAAAAGUUCAGACCAGAUCUCGGGCCAGAAGGUCUUUAAGUACACGCAAUACAGACGUUGAGGAUGAUGGUUCAGACAAUUGUGGUAUUUCCACAGAACAGGAAUAUGAGAGUGACACCACUGAUACGUCUUCUCUGUCUUCUGACACCUCACCACAAGAGGAGGACGAGGAAUGCACUGUGACCGAUGUUUUGGACUCUCAAGGGGCUGUUAAGCGUAGGAAGCCAACUAGAACACAGAGGAGUACCCACACUGUGAAAAAGAGAACAUCUUCAGCAGCAGUUAUUCGCAGAUCAACCAGAUCAACUCCUUUGGAUGCAGAAACAGCAGGAAGCAGUGAGGAGAUGCCACACAGUGAGGAGAUGCCACACAGUGAGGAGAUGCCACACAGUGAGCUUCAACAGAGCCCUGAUGUGAUACAGCUAGAGAAGCAGAUGACAGACAGGACUGGAAGUCAGUGUUUCUUUUUGCCAAUUGAAAAUUGUGAAGCUGGGAUUUCAAAUACAGGCAGUCCAACUAAGAUUUGUGAGCAGGGAAGCCUGGAGGGAGUGACAGAAGAUGCUAUUCCACAUUUGGGAUCGCAGGAACUCUGGGAACUAGGGGAGAUCUCAAUCAAGAGAACAGAAAGAGGAAAAGAGAGCUUGCAAGAACAAACUUUGGAUGCAAGUAAGGAAAAAGUGUUGGAGCAAACAGAGAAAGAGUCUGUGGAGCAAGCACAUCUUCCUGAGCACAGGAUGUCUUUGUCACUCACUAAAGAAGGCAUAAGGAAGGACGUUGUAGCUGAAGAUGAAGCCCCUUUAAUUUCACAUGACGAUGUCCAUGAGAUAUCUACUACAGCAGUAAAUGUGCAGGAUGAGCAAGACUAUGCUGAACAUGUGCCAAGUCAAAAUACUCUGGAGAAGCCAACUGACAAGAUGUCUCAAAAAAUAUUUGAAGGUUCAUCAGGAUGUAAGUAUGAACUGAACAAAGCAAUCAGAAAAAAGCAACAGAUAUCCCAGGAAGUCAUUCUGAACCUUGAGAAUGAAGAGUCUGAAGAACUGUUUGAUAGUAAUUAUGGGCAAAGAUUGUUGCAUGGUGAGGAAGGAUCUGUAGAGGAAGAGAGAACUCAAGAUGUCUAUGCUCAAAGUACAACAGACAGCCAACAUAGGAAGCCAUCUGUAGAGACAGCUUGUGGAAAAGGGGAAGAAGAGUUCUUCAUGUGGAAGUCAUCCAAAUCAGAGAGACGAAGGCUAGAGACAUCUAUAAAAGACUUGAAUGUGGAGUAUACGUACACCACAGAAAACGUGUCUCCGCACAAGAAGAAAAGUAAGAAGCACAUGAAGGUCGUAGACCUGCAGAAUGAUUUAAAUGAAGAGGGAAGAGAUUGUGCACCUGUGGCUAAGUCACAAUCUCACUCUAGUAGUUCUAGCUACAACCAGACUAAGCGCAAACAGGUAAUUUCUGAAACAAGUGUAGACCAAAUAUCUGAUAUAGGGUCUUAUCCUCCAGAGCCAAAAGACAACACUGACUUUGAUGUGGCCUGUCAUGACUUAGAAAAGAGGAGGAGGAAGAAGAGAAAGAGAGGUGAGAAGGAGGAGCAGUCUCACUCUAGUAGUUCUAGCUACAACCAGACUAAGCGCAAACAGGUCAUUUCUGAAACAAGUGUAGACCAAAUAUCUGAUAUAGGGUCUUAUCCUCCAGAGCCAAAAGACAACACUGACUUUGAUGUGGCCUGUCAUGACUUAGAAAAGAGGAGGAGGAAGAAGAGAAAGAGAGGUGAGAAGGAGGAGCAGUCUCACUCUAGUAGUUCUAGCUACAACCAGACUAAGCGCAAACAGGUCAUUUCUGAAACAAGUGUAGACCAAAUAUCUGAUAUAGGGUCUUAUCCUCUAGAGCCAAAAGACAACACUGACUUUGAUGUGGCCUGUCAUGACUUAGAAAAGAGGAGGAGGAAGAAGAGAAAGAGAGGUGAGAAGGAGGAGCAGUUCAGUAUAUCUGGGUCCCGAGAGUGUUUAUCAGCUCUGAAUUCACCAACGCAUAAGUGCUCUGAUAGGGAAAGGUACACAGAACCAGUUGAGAUGUCCCCUUUGUCCUCCUCUGAUGAUGUGGUGAAGAAGAAGAAGAAGGAGAAAAGGUGGAAGCCUGGGAGUGCAGAAGAGAGUGAUGAGCUUGGAGGAAGUUUCAUAGCAAGCUACUCUGGCCAUUUUCUUGGGGGAAAUAAUGGAGUGAGAUGGAACAUCGCUGAAGAUCGGUCCAUGGAAUUCGAGUCUCAGGGGGAAAGGAGUAUGGCUGAUCCUGAGCACCAUAACAGUGAACAUCAGCCCAGUAAGAAAAAGCAUAAAAAAGGAGAUUCUGAUAACAGUGGCAGUAAAAAAACAACAAGGCAAAUCUCCUCAUCUAAAGUAACACCUGUUACUGGUUUGCGACUGUCCCCUGGAUUACAGAGUGAAACAUCCAGAGAUACUAAGGCUGGCAAAAGCCAUAAAACAAAAGAGAAAUUAGUGUCUAAUUAUGAUCCUGCUGUGAGUAAAUUGGCCGGAAUGGACACGGACAGAGACUGUCAUGGCAGAACAACAGAUAUACAGGAGGUCAGUUCUGGCGUGAAUGCUAUACAGGAACGUAGUAAAGUGUCACAGUGUAAAAGUCGAGGCCACUCAUUGUGUGACAAAAAAGGCCAUGGAACACUGCCGAUGGUAAAACAGAGCCCAUAUAAACAGAGGUUGUUCGCCAUCAGAAGAUUUCAACAUUUGCAACAAACUGGCAGUUACAUUUACCAGACAUUGAUUUGGAAUUAUUUGCAUUCAAAAAAAGGUAACAGAGAUCAUGGCUUUUGUCAAGCCUCACCGGACAAAAGACAAUCAAAAGUCCCGAAAAGGUCAAUGCACUCAUCAACACAGUGGUAACACAAUUUCCUGGUAUAUCUCCAUCAGAAAUCAGGACCAUCUUAAGAUGAAAAUGCAACAAUGAAGCCAAUUAUAAGGGAGUAUAAGAGAGUUUUCAAGAGAAGCCUGGUGCUGAUAAAGCCACCCGUUUGACCAAGAGAGUGAGUUACUGGAAAGGACAUCAGGCAGGGAUGAUUCACAGACAUGGAAUAAAAGAAAUAAAAGACAAAUAAAAAUUGAGAUUAAGAUAAACAAAAAUAUAGACAGAAGCUUCUUUAGGGUCCAGAGAUGGUAUAUGUUAGUCAAAAUUAUUAAUAUUAAUUCAGUGACCAUUAAUUCAUAUUAAUUUACUGAUGUUAUGCUUCUUAUAUCCGGCAAAAAUCCCUGUGUUAAAUUUAACAUCUACAGUGUUUUUUGGGUUUUUACAGUGUUCAUUUAAACCAAUUGCACUUAUUAAUAUGGUGGCUGUUAAUUCAUCACUGGGAGCUUUACCAGGGGCAUUGCUAGACAAAAAGCUCUACUGGGACACAGGCCCCCCACGCCCAUUACCCAUAUGAUUUUUGAAAGCUGAACGUGAGAUUUUACUGGGGCACAGCACAUAAAUACUAGGUAAUGUGCCCCAGUAAAAGGGGUCUAGCAACCACCAUGGGGUUUACUGUGAUGUUCUAAAAUCGUUUAAAAAUUAGCAUGUCAGUUUUUGUUCGUUUUUCCCUAGAUUUGUGCAUUUUUGUAAAUAUUUUUUUUCAGUCAUAUAAUUUUACUGCUCUGUUGACUUCAUAAACAAGCACAAAAGUAAUAUGAACAUUCCCAUGUCUGUUAGUGUAUUGAAAUACUUAAGCAUAGGUCUUACAAAAACACUAUUUAAAAGUAUGCUUGGAACACUUUUCUUAAAAAUGCAUUUUGUAUGAUCAAUAACAUACUCCUGUCCAGUAUCAUACUUCUGUCCUACUUAAGUGAUAAACAAGUGCCCUUUUAGAAGUCUUCCAGUGACCUUUAAAUGUAAUAUGUAGUUAAGUAUGUGUAUGUGUGUGUAUAUAUAUGGGUACCUUUUUACCACAUCAAAAGAGCAUUUUGAAACAGUACUACACAUUUACUAUUCCUGAACAUAAUUGUAUUUUAGUACAACUAAAGUUUCC
Paramormyrops kingsleyae is the source of this 5046-nucleotide messenger RNA. NCBI's taxonomy places the organism in Eukaryota, Metazoa, Chordata, Actinopteri, Osteoglossiformes, Mormyridae. The record is from RefSeq and is a predicted model, not a curated record.